CUGCUGAUUUGAUAACGUCAUUGAUAGUUUGUGUUCUAAGUCCUGUAUUUUUCUUUAAUAAGUAAUUACCAAUUAUUUUGAUAUAAAAUAAAAACCUAACUAAAUAUUAACACAAUGGAACUUCAAGAUACCUACUAUAAUAAAUCAGAAUACGUAGAAACAGCUUCCGGAAACAAAGUAAGCAGACAAACAGUGUUAUGUGGGUCACAAAACAUAAUAUUACAUGGAAAAGUAAUUGUUCAAAGCGAUGCAAUAAUAAGAGGUGAUUUAGCAAAUGUAAAGACUGGCAGAUUUUGUAUCAUUAGCAAAGGAUCAGUUAUCAGGCCACCUUUCAAGAAGUUCAGUAAGGGUGUUGCUUUCUUCCCUCUUCAAAUGGGUGACCAUGUGUUUGUUGGAGAAAACACAGUGGUGAAUGCGGCCGUUGUGGGAUCCUAUGUAUAUAUUGGAAAGAAUGUAGUAAUUGGCAGGAGAUGCGUCUUAAAAGACUGCUGUAUGAUUGAGGACAACUCCGUCUUGCCUGCCGAGACUGUUGUUCCAUCAUUUGCUCGAUACUCCGGCAGUCCCGCACGGCUAAUCACAACAUUACCAGAAGCAAUGCCUGAUCUCAUGACAGAAUUUACAAAAAGCUAUUAUCAACAUUUCUUACCAACUACAGUAAAUUGAAGAAUACUCUGUCAUUUCCAUUAUGUAUUUCUAGCAAGACUAAUUUUUUUUAACAGCAUUAUUAUGUUUUACUUUUAAGUCUUAGACCUAUUGUAAGAUUUUGGAUAUUUACACAAUGUAAGUAGGUAUCUUUAAUUAAAAAUGUAUGUCACUCACUAUUGUAUAUAAUAAACUAAUUUAUUACUUUA
Messenger RNA from Amyelois transitella, 851 nucleotides. RefSeq names its product dynactin subunit 5 (gene DCTN5-p25). Lineage: Eukaryota; Metazoa; Arthropoda; Insecta; Lepidoptera; Pyralidae. The transcript has 4 exons. The coding region runs from base 115 to 663 and encodes 182 amino acids. The record is from RefSeq and is a predicted model, not a curated record.